GGCACCCCCCGGGGCCGUGCGGGGGGGGGGAGGGGCACCCACGGGGCUGGGAGGUCCCAGUGGGGCGGGAACUGGUCCCAGUUGAGGCUUCCAGUGGGGCAGGAACUGGUUCCCAGUGGGGUCAGUGGGGCAGGAACUGGUUCCCAGUGGGGUUAUGGGGCAGGAACUGGUUCCCAGUGGGGUUAUGGGGCAGGAACUGGUUCCCAGUGGGGUCAGUGGGGUGGGAACUGGUUCCCAGUGGGGUCAGUGGGGCAGGAACUGGUUCCCAGUGGGGUUAUGGGGCAGGAACUGGUUCCCAGUGGGGUUAUGGGGCAGGAACUGGUUCCCAGUAGGGUUAUGGGGCAGGAACUGGUUCCCAGUGGGGUUAUGGGGCAGGAACUGGUUCCCAGUGGGGUCAGUGGGGCAGGAACUGGUUCCCAGUGGGGUCAGUGGGGCAGGAACUGGUUCCCAGUGGGGUUAUGGGGCAGGAACUGGUUCCCAGUGGGGUCAGUGGGGCAGGAACUGGUUCCCAGUGGGGUCAGUGGGGCAGGAACUGGUUCCCAGUGGGGUCAGUGGGGUGGGAACUGGUUCCCAGUGGGGUCAGUGGGGCAGGAACUGGUUCCCAGUGGGGUUAUGGGGCAGGAACUGGUUCCCAGUGGGGUCAGUGGGGCAGGAACUGGUUCCCAGUGGGGUCAGUGGGGCGGGAACUGGUUCCCAGUGGGGUCAGUGGGGCAGGAACUGGUUCCCAGUGGGGUCAGUGGGGCAGGAACUGGUUCCCAGUGGGGUUAUGGGGCAGGAACUGGUUCCCAGUGGGGUCAGUGGGGCAGGAACUGGUUCCCAGUGGGGUCAGUGGGGCAGGAACUGGUUCCCAGUGGGGUCAGUGGGGCAGGAACUGGUUCCCUGUGGGGUUAUGGGGCAGGAACUGGUUCCCAGUGGGGUCAUGGGGCAGGAACUGGUUCCCAGUGGGGUCAGUGGGGCAGGAACUGGUUCCCAGUGGGGUUAUGGGGCAGGAACUGGUUCCCAGUGGGGUCAGUGGGGCGGGAACUGGUUCCCAGUGGGGUCAGUGGGGCAGGAACUGGUUCCCAGUGGGGUUGGUGGCCAUGGGGGGGUGGCCAUGGAGGGGGGGUCGGUGGCCAUGGAGAGGAGUCAGUGGCCAUGA
This is a messenger RNA of Poecile atricapillus (Black-capped chickadee), 1138 nucleotides long. RefSeq names its product LWamide neuropeptides-like. Lineage: Eukaryota; Metazoa; Chordata; Aves; Passeriformes; Paridae. The record is from RefSeq and is a predicted model, not a curated record. The transcript is spliced from 3 exons. Bases 155 to 1138 code for a protein of 327 amino acids.